Molecule: messenger RNA, 475 nt
Organism: Setaria italica (foxtail millet)
Lineage: Eukaryota; Viridiplantae; Streptophyta; Magnoliopsida; Poales; Poaceae
Exons: 1
Coding region: 1-372 (123 amino acids)
Source: RefSeq, a predicted model, not a curated record
AUGACCACUCCGGGCACCACGGCGAUGUUCGCCGGCCUUGCCAUCUUGCUGUUCUCCGUCAGCGCCGGAUUCAACUCCGGCGCCGACGGAUUCGGCUUGCUACUCUGCUUCGCGGGGGUUCUCGCGGGCGCCAACAUCGUCGCCGUCGGCAUCCUGGCGCCCGUCGUCCCGGCGGUGUUGGCCGCGGCGCGUGCUCUCGCAGAGUUCAUUCGUCGCAACCUCGCCGUCGUGGGGCUCGUGAUGGCUUCCUGCGCCGUCACCGCGAUCUCCGGCGAAGCAGGCCAGGUGCUCUGCUUCGGCAUGUUUGCUCUGCUCCUCCUCGGCCUCUCCCUGAUCAGCGUUGGGAUUCUUGGCCUCUCCCAGAUGCAUUGAUGCUCGUAACGACCUCCAAUGGAAGAAUCACAAUCACUACUACUGCUACUGUGUGCUUGCUGAUGUUGAAUCAUUCUCAUGCCGUGUGGGCUCAAACAAUAAA